Molecule: messenger RNA, 4308 nt
Organism: Vigna unguiculata (cowpea)
Lineage: Eukaryota; Viridiplantae; Streptophyta; Magnoliopsida; Fabales; Fabaceae
Molecular function (GO): DNA binding
Source: RefSeq, a predicted model, not a curated record
UUUCAGUGGAUAAAGUUGUGUGAGGAGAAUUCAGGGUUUUAAUACUUAAUCUUCAACCAUUGUAAUUGUAAUUAUCCCAAAACAAACCCUUACAUCAGGAAUAGUGAAAAUCUACAGGGACAGUUCAAAAUUGGAAGAAUAGAGAGAGGCCUGCAAGAUUUGCACCAAUUUCCUUCUAAGUCAGAUUCAUUUGCAAUCACGGUGCCCCUGCCCAACACGUCUCCAUGUCGACGCCGGAAGCGGAAGCGGAACCCUCCUCCAAUCACAUUGACUCUCUUCCGUUAGUUGACCUCCGCCUCAUGUCUCAGCCCGAACUCUAUACCCUCUCCAUCUCUGCCGCCACUCACCGCCACCGCCGAGCCAGCGACAACGAUUCCGUCAUUCCCAAAAUCGACCGUUCCAAUUUCAACGAAUCCGCGGGCAGCCGCAAACAGACCUACUCCAAACUACGUCUCAACAAGCGCAAACAAAAUUCUGCGGUUCCCGCCUCCUCCUCUUACCACAUUCCGGAGCCCGUGGACCAAGAAAACUCCCAAAUUAUCUCUCUGCUGCAGCAACUCUUUGGCGUCGAGCCUCUCCGCAACGCGCUGCGCCCUGACCGCGGUGAUGCGGUGGACCGUCAACUGUUUCCAGUCCAUGUUGAGUUCAAACAACCGCCUCCGGUGUCCGUGGCGUUUCAGAACGUUCCGAUUGACGUUAUUGAUGCUUCUAAUAGGAAGAGGAAACGCGGGCGGCCGAGGAAGAACGAUAAUUCGGUAUCGGUUUUCGAGGAGGAGACCAAGAAGGUUAACGAAGAGGCCAGCGCAGUGGUCACGGUCAACGAGAGGGGAUUUGGUAUGGACGCUGAUGGUUUGGAUUAUGAUCCGUUUGGGGAGGAGUUGAAGAGAAGAACCGAAGGGUUGGAGACGGAGCCGCUGCUGUUGGAAUUUUUGGAGACUCUGAAUGGAGAGUGGGCGAGUCAGAGGAAGAAGAGGCGGAUUGUCCAGGCCAGUGAUCUUGGCGACUUGUUGCCAACCGGAUGGAAGAUAGUUAUUACCCUUUUGAGGAGGGCAGGUCGUGCUUCUGUUGUUUGUCGCCGUUACGUAAGUCCUGGUGGGCACCAGUUUGAGUCUUUUAAAGAAGCUUCUGCGUACUUGCUUUCUGUUUCUGGUGUUCAAGAUAAGGGCCAUUUAAAAUCUAGUUGUACUGAUGAUGGUGCUCAGCAAUUGUCCAGUAGUAUGAACAUGGCAUCUGAAAGUAGUGUUAGUCAUGUCCCUGCCGGAGCCACGAAGACUGAUGCCAAUGCAAAUUAUUUGUCAUUAGCUGGUGCAUCUAUUCACAGUGGUCAAGAGAAUCAGCUCCCAAUAUCAUUAUCAAUUGAGAGUGGAAAUUUCAACAGUGAUCUACCUUUGGGUUGUAAAUCAGGAGAUGCUAGUGAUGACUUUGGAGGCUUUGACCGUCAAACGGAAGAUAAAAAACUGUUGGAGGCUGAUAAGAAUGAUGGAAGUUCAGUUCAGGGAUGUUCUCACGUGAAUGAUAUAGUUUGUAAUGUAGGAAGUGAGAAGUUGGUUGGUGCUAUUGAGUCUACUGAGGCUGCAUGCAAUCUUUAUAUUCCUUUAGUUUUCUCAACGCCCUUCUCCAAUAAUAAUAGUGACAAUGGUCAAAUUUCAGAGGAUAUAAAUGCUGCGACAUGCAUAAAAGGGGGCAUUAGUAAUUUUGCUAGUCAGGAUAAAAAUAGUGGGUGCCCUGAAACUGUUCCCUGUGGAGUUGACAACAAUGGGCUUGGGCUUUCUGUGAAAUUAGUAGAAGAGAACACUCAAAAAAUAAGUUUUGAUAGCAGCACACUGGCUCCAAAUUCUGAGGUGAAUAUAUUUGCUGCUAAAAGUUUAGAGGAUAGACAUCUUAUUAGUUCACAGGAGGAUAUGGAGAUUGCAGAUGAUAAGGUCAUUAAUGAUGACAAACAACUAAUUGUGUGUGGCACAGACCAGGCUGAAUUUAAAGAUGUUUUUUCUGAUGUUAAACUGCAGAGUAGUUCUGAGGGUUUUUCACUUGUCACAUCUCAUUGUGAACUUAAACAUGCAUCUCUAAGUAAUAUGGACAGGACACAGACUUCCGAGUUGAAGGACUCUGCUGAGGAAAAUAUUUUUGACAGUGAUCUAUUUAGCUCAUCUAUUGAUGAAAGAACAUGUGUUCACAGUGGCUACAUUAGUAAUGUUUCUUUUAGCUCUUGCACACAAGAUGCAGUUGAGUAUGGUGGAUUUGAUUUUUCUUCUGAUCUUAAAUUAACUAAGGAUGUUAGUGAUAAUCAUAUUCUUUCUAAUGAGGAUGCCGUGACAAGAUGUUUACAGGAGAGAAGUUCCUUGAAUGACCAAAGUAGCAUGAUGGACAAUCUUUUGCAUCGUAGUUCUCAAAGUAACUUAUUUUCUCUAACAGCUAAUCAGCACCCUUCUGCUUUUCAUGAUAAUGUGAAUAUCUGUGAUGGAACCUUUGAUGCACUCAAAGGUGUUGAUGCUGGAUACAUGGAGCCUCAAUUGGGCAUUGUUUCUUGCAGCAAUAUUGCUGUAGAUGCGUAUACUAGUGCAAGCAUUAUGCAGGGAAACUCACAAGGAUGUGUGUCUGUUCCUCUUGGUGGAAGUAUAUUAAACUUUGAGAAGAAAAGUGAUGAUGGUGUUAAUAAAGCAAGUAAGCCUUGCUUAUCAGAAAAGGCUCAGAAUGAAGUUGAAAUAUUCCAAACUGACUCUAUGGGUCUACCCAAAUUUCUUUAGCAGUUAGAUAGAUUCAGAUGCAGACAUGGUGACACAUGCAUGCGGUGCAGGAAACAUUUUCUUUAAUAAAACUUGUAUGAUAGUUUUGCUGUGUGCUGGUAACCACAAGGCUCUGCUAGUGUAUAUAUUUUCGAUUUCCCAUUGAAGAUGAUAAGCUAGAACAGAUAAUUUCUUGAAGGCCGCAUCAUUUUUGUGGAUAGAUUCAGCUGGUCGUGCCGUGGCUUCUCCAAUCCAGAGGUUAUUUUGCAGCUCUGGUGUGAUGCUUUGCUUGCUUCUUGCCAGAGCUCAGAAACCAUUUUUAUUUUCCUAGGAACAAAUUUACUUUAGGUUGAUUUUAGCUCAAAACAUAUUUUUUUUAACAUCUGGUAGACUGGUAUACUGAUAUCGAAUUUUAGGUAGGUCCUUCAAAUGAAGGAACUAGUUAUCUCCUUAAUUUUUUGAAAGAGGAAUACCAAAAUUAUCUGGUGAUUUUCGUCUUUCAUACGUGGAUCGCUCUUUGCAUAACUCCUCUUUUAUGUCCAAUAGAUACUUCCUAGUUUAUUUUCUCUCUCAUUUCGUCUUGUGUUUUUUUUAGAAUUUCCGUGCUAUUGCACCCUGGUCAGUACAUCCCCGCACUUAGCAGGAGGACUUUUUUCCCUUGAUUUUCUACAUGAUCGGUGGGGUGUUCCUGUAUUCGAGGAUCAAUUAUAAAAUGAGGCUUGCUAAACUAUUUUUUCGUUGCAUGGUCCAUGGUUUGCAGGUGAGUUUAUAUCCAUUAGAUGUACAGAUUAAUACUGAUGUAUGCUUAAUAACGCUCUAACAGAAUAAUUGGUAGCAUAAGUAAUUGUGGAUCAUUGUGAACGAAACCAGAAAUAAAUGGGAAAAAAUUGGAUGAGUUUGCUUGCAUGAUUGGAAUUAGAAGAGAAACUCGAACCUGCUUACCACAGCUUUUGGGCACAAUCUUGUCAAUGGCAAUGUGCUGGUCCUUUACAGUUUAUAGAUUUCAUUAUGCAUCCAUGAUCAAGUUCUUCAACAUCAUAGACCCAGCACAGAAUAAACGUCGUGAAUGGUGUAACAUGGUGCUUUUGGAAUGCAUCAUCGUGUAAGGUUGACUUGGUGAGAGGGUGAGAUCAAUGUGUUCAUUUCAAGGUUUCAGUGUAUUGGAACAGAACCAUGGUUCGUUAUAGCAAUUAUUAUGCCAAUCCUAGAGUGCACUCACGCAAAAACCUUGGGCAAGAGUUGACUUGUUCAUUAAAUGGGGGCUUAGAGUACAGUGGAAGGUUUCAAUUCAUUUCUCUGUGACCAUGUAAGAAGAACGAGUAUCCUUCAGUCAGAAGGAUGGAAGAUUUUCAAGCAGGUUUUUAUGGAUUGCAAAUUAUUGGAUGGCGAUUCUCUAGGUGUUGCUGCUGCAUAUUCGUGGCAGGGAGGCAACACUUUCCAGUGGUUAGACAUACUUCUCUUAAAAUGAAAUGGAUAUUGCUUUUUCUCACGCCAUUUGCUCCCUUUUAAAAUUACAUUAUAUCCACUUCUAGUUUUUUUUGUUAGACUUUUAACAUCUUAAGAGAAGUUAAAAGAUCUUUCAGAU